AUGGAGCUCAGCUACACACCGAUUUUCCACUUGUCCAUGGUCAUGUUCUUCUCCAUUGUGGGGAACAUGUUUUUUCUUUUCGUUUUAUGGCGUGGCAAGGUGGUGCAGCGGAGGCGGUUGUCACCUGUCCAGGUAAGGUGCUGUUUUUGAUAUUAAUAGAAAUUGAAUUUAAAAUUCGAAAAAGAGACUUUUAAUUAAAAUAAGAAACAAAAACAAAAUGUAAUUUCAACUUGGGAUCUCGAGUAAUUCUCAAUUAAAAUGUGAUGGAAUCUCUGUACUUUUUCAAAAAGAUCGUAUGAAAAAUAGCGAAAUGCACUGUCUCCUGCGACCAAAAGUCUACGCACUUUUGAAAAAAAGUAUUACAACGAACUCACGUACAACGAAACAUGUUUAUAACAACUGCAAGGUUGGUAAAUUUUUUGGCCAAGAUGGAUUCAAAAGGCCUUUCACCAUAACCUUUCUAUGAGAAAUAUUUUUUUUGGUCCAUCACGUUUAGUUGUACAUAAGUUUUACUAAAUCUUUUAUACAUCCACAAAAAUUUAGUCAAAAAAAUUUAGUCAUCCAAAAAAAAUAUUAACUCAUAACUUGACUGUUUUUUUUCAGCGUCUUCUCAUCCACACAUGCGCUGCCGAUUUAUGGUUCGCGUUGAUCUCACUGGGCACGGAAAUCUACAUUCUUCUACAGUACCCCAGUUUCCCUGGGCCUCCAAUCAUCUGUAAAUUUGUCCGGUACAUCCAAGCCGUACCUCUCUACGCCUCACCUUUUUUGUUGGUGGCUAUCAGUGCGGAUCGGUAUCAGGUGAGGGAAAAAAAAUUUUUUUUGAUUGGCAAUACGACUUUUCUAAUCUUAAUUACUUCUAACAUUAGUUUUCUUGACCCUGACCCAUUGUAACAUAGAGAAGUCCAGAACUUGCUCCAAAAACAAAGAUCUCUCAGUUUGAUCAGGAUAUUAUUGAAGCAAUACAUGCAAAAUACCUCAAAAUAUGUGGUAAACUAUCCUAAGUCGCACUCAAUCGGACUAUUUUUAUUAAUGAAGCCUUCUCCUAACUGUUAUCAUGCAUAUAACCACAAAUCGACCCAAAAUAUCGUUGACCCGAACCGUUGUUGACUCUAAACGUUAAAUCAUAAUUUUAGUUACCCACUUUAUCCUUUAUUUCCCCCAUUUUCAGGCCAUUUGCAAGCCACUUGCCAACUACCGUCGGAACAAAAGCCCCAAAUUCUACGGGACAAUUUCCUGGGCCUUGGCCAUCGCUUUCGCCAUGCCUCAGUACAUAAUUUGGAAAGGGUAAGUUGAAAAAGCAUUUCCGGCUUCCAAAUCCCUGUAAUUUUUGCCGCUUUUAUAGCGCCAUUUCCGGCUCGUGACAUAAUAUUUUUAUGUCACUUUACGUGGAAAUCCGAGGGCAUUUUCGGUGGCCCGAAAACAAAGAACCGACCUUUUGCGGAUGUUUUCUUUGCCAAGGAAGAAUUUUAAUUACAGCAGAAUUGUAUUUGUGAAAGAUAUGAGAAUUAUGGGCGAAAAAUUUAAAAAACGAAAAAAAUUAAAAUUUUGAUUUUUUAAAAAUUUCAAAAAAUUAAAAAUUAAAUUUCUCAAAAAUUUUAUCGUUGGAUUUUCAUUAAAUUUUGUACACUUACUGUAAAUAGCUCUCGUCUCGUCUACUGAGAAUUUUAGUUCGCACUUUGAAAGGAAAGCCGAGAUAUUCAACGGCCUUUGGCAACCCAGAGACUAUGGAAAAUAAGGAGAAACGGGGAAAACAGACAUUUUCGGACUAUUUGUUUUUUAAUUUCGCAUUAAAAAACAUUAUUUACUAUAUCGAGAAAAAGGGCUCUAUGAAAAGAAUGCGACGAUUUUUUUAAUUUUGAAAAUUUUAAAAAAAAUUUUAAUUUUGAAAGUUUUUCGCCUUCAAAAUUCUCGGCAAAGCGCGAGCUAAAAAUUUUGCGUAUGCCUUAAAGGUUUUAAACAAAAUCUUGGGCAAGUUUUACCUAAAUUCCAAACAUUUUUUUUGAUUAGAAUUUCAAAAUUUCAAAUUUUUUCGGCGCAGAUAAAAAAUUCCAAAAAAAAUUUUUACAAGUUUCAUCAAAAUCAGCAAAAAUUUUUUUCACCCUCAAAUUUAGUCAUCAUUAUCCAUUUUUCAGCGGGAACAACCGCUGCAGCACCAUCUACGGAGUGGAGUCCUCGCUUCGGACCGGCUACGUGAUCUACUUCACCUUCCUCGCAUGGCUGAUUCCCACUUUUAUGAGCGCCUACUACUACAUUCAGAUUGGUUUUGCGGUCUGCAAGUCCAAAAAAUUAAUUGAAUGUGCGGACCGGACCACAAAUUAUCAGCACUCGGAAUCGAUGUCGCAAAUGAGUAAUGGGACAAAAGAAUAUGUGGAGAGGCUUCGCAAACGCUCGGAAGGAUUCAAAACGCAGCGGUCGGAGUUCGAUCGAAAACGAAAUCGCACCGUUUUGCUGACAUUGAUCAUUGUGGUGCUCAAUUUGAUGCUGUGGGCGCCGUUUGUGUGCGCGAAUUUUGCUCAAAUAUGGUUCCCGGAGUGGCUGAGUAAGUUUUUUUAAUAUUUAACAUAAAUUUUAAAAAAAAGUUUUUUGAAAUUAAAAAAAUUUAGAAAAAAAAAUUUUUUUUUAAUUUUACAAAUUUUUAAAAAAAUCUGCGUAAUCACUCUAGCUGACUGACAAAUCAAUAGUGAAAAAAAAAUUUAGCCCACAAAUUUAUCCCAUAGCCGAGAAAUUCAACGAUCUUUUUGCGAGAGAGCACGCAAAAUUAGGAGAGUCGGACAGACAAUACCAGUUUUUCGCCUGUAUCUUUGCGAAUUUCGCUUUGAAAAACUUGAUUUUUUGUAGGAAUAUUUUACUUUGUCAGUAGCGAUUUUCAAAAGCAAAAAUUUCAAAAAAGCGCAAAAAAAUUUUUUCAUUUUUGAAAAAAAUCUCAGAAAUUACAGUUAAGUUAAUUUUGAGGCCAAAAAUCUGGGAUAUGGCAUAAAAAAAUUGUGGUUUUAAUUUGCACCAAGUUUGGAGAAAAUUGAAGGUGAAAUUUUUUCUACUCAAAAAACGGGAUGUUUUGAAAAAAACUGCAAAAGUUUUGCAACUUACAUUGUUAAAUUGUUUCUACUGUAGAAUGCAAUAUCUUUACAGGAAAUCAACUUUUUCCGCGCAAAACUGGCAAAGAUAUAGCCAAAAAUUGUGUUUUUUUUCUCUGCCCGCUCUCAACUUUCACGUGUUCUCUUAGAGCGAGCUAAAAAAUUGAGAAAUUGAGACUAGAUAGCUUCUGAUUGAAAUUUAAUCUCUAAAUUAACAUUAUCUCUCUUCAGGUCCCUUCACCAUCACGCUGAUGGCGCUGUUCGGCAACCUGAACUCGUGCGUCAACCCCUACAUCUACAUAAUCUUCAACUGGAAGACGGUGAAGCAGGUUUUUUGCGCGUGCGGAAAGGAGAACGGCCGGCCCUCCUCCUACCGCAGCAACACCUCCACCCUGAAUGGGCUGGAGAACGGCGUGAAUAACAACGGGUACCUGAAGCACGUCAGUUUCGAGGCCUCGUCGCCGGACAAGCUCAAGACCGAUCGGACCUGGCUCUCGCAAUGCUCGUUGCUCCCCAAAAACUGA
Molecule: messenger RNA, 3598 nt
Organism: Bursaphelenchus xylophilus (pine wood nematode)
Lineage: Eukaryota; Metazoa; Nematoda; Chromadorea; Rhabditida; Aphelenchoididae
Source: the annotation of a GenBank genome assembly